This is a messenger RNA of Pelobates cultripes (western spadefoot toad), 16570 nucleotides long. NCBI's taxonomy places the organism in Eukaryota, Metazoa, Chordata, Amphibia, Anura, Pelobatidae. The record is from the annotation of a GenBank genome assembly.
AUGUCAAUUGACCUGGGACCAGUUAAGGCAGGAGUGAGCAGGUACCGUAACACCAGUAUAGGCACAUAUAAAAAGUUACACUGAAAAUCAGAUCUGUGUGCUCCACCUAAGAGGAUAGUUUGGAAAUGUGUCAGAUCCAAAUUAAUAUCCAAACAAUUUAAUGGAGAUUUAAAUGAUAAAGCGGAGAUGAUUAUCAUAGUUACAGUUGACCACUGAAAUUCAUGUAAUCUAUUUUUCUUUUCCUCCAGAAACAAUGAAACCUACAGUUAUGGUAAUAUUAUGUAUGACCGAAGGGUGGUACGUGGCAAUACCUAUGCUCAACAUAUUUUACCUGUGGUAAGCAGAACGAUUCUAUAUUUUAUUAACUGUAUUUUAACUCUUUGCUUUGAACAUUGUAACUGAAGGUGGACCUGACUAUUCCCAUGGCUCAUUAUUUUACAAUUUACGCAUGUCAAAUAUAAACUAAACAUGUUUAUCAUAACUACAUAAAACCAAAUAAAACCAUGAGCAUAGGAAAAAAAGAAAUAAUUACUUUAUUAUUUGAUUUUAAUACCACCACGAAAAGCUGCAUCCAGGCUUCUCCUACUAAAGAGUAGGUUGAAUCACUAGCUAAAUUUUUUUUGACAUUUGUUUAUUUUUCAUCAUUUUUGUUUUUAAACUCUCUGGCUACUUAGACAUCCAGUAUGCAUAUCUUAUUUAUGGAUAUAUUUAUUUUAAACUGUCAUUUAAAAAUGAUCAACAUAUAUGCUUACAAUAUCACUAUGUCUAAAUUUGUAGACAGAACUGAACUAGUUUGAUAUGUUAGAAUUUCGGAGCGUGAUUUUUAGCACAUGUGGGAAAAAUAUCAGAAUUUGCCUUAAAAAAAAAAAGCAGUGAAUACCAGUUUCAGACAAAUGUUAUCAUUUUUAGCAAAUUUUACAAUUUAAAGGAAUAUUGCUACUUAUGAAUCAACCUACUUUUGAAUAUCAUACCGUCCCAACUAACAGCAUUUUGGACUUGCUCUAGUCUAGAGUAAUAUUAUUUUUGACCACAUGGAGGCAGUUGGUAUUACUGUUUUAAGCAAAACACGUUAAAAAGUGAGAAUUCAAGGUGAAUUUCAAAAUUAAUGACAUAGCUGAAUGGAAAAUAUAGUUGACUUGGGGAAUUUUUCCAGUUUGGCUAUUUUGACCUAAAUUUGACAUUCAUUUUAAAUUCUCACAUUAGUGAUUAACCCUUUUAAUCUUUAAUGAUAGUCGAAUUUCUGUAUGUUCUGAUGGGAGAACUGCCAACAAACUCUAGAUUCAGAGAUUAAAAAGCAGCCCCUCCUCCUGUUUUUUUCAAUUCAGCCUAUGAUGAUUGGCACAGAGAUAAAAAAGAAAGGCUGUACUUGCAUAUCUGUUAUUAGGUAAAACCACCUCUGGGCAUCUCUCCUACUUGCUUUCAUUUAAGGGAAAGCAGUGCCUGUAAGGGGAAGGAGGGACAGGCUCUGCAUGAGAGCAGCCAGCAUCAGCAAUGUGAAAAGAAAAAGCCAUAAUUCAUUAUUGCAGCAGUUUUGGAUAGGCAAUUAGAGAAUAGAGAGAGAGCGAGAACAGAUAUGUAUUAUUUACAUACUAUAAAGCAUAGAGGACUUUUAACCUGUUAUAAGAAGCAAGCCUGUGCUUCCCAAGCAGGGGUAUGCAGGAGAGGUAUCUUUUACGGCAAAUGCAACACCCACUGAAAACUGCUCUCGGCAGGAGUUAAGGUAAUGUAAGUAAAUAUAAAUAAAUACACGCUUUUGAUAGUACUAAAGGAACACUAUAGCGCUAGGAAUACCGUGAAAAGUGUGACAAAGCGUGAGGAUGUCCAGCAUCAUUUCACACGAGACAGUCACUAGAGGCAGUCUUAACUCUUUAAUGUAAAUGUUGCCAUUUAAGAGAAGAAACACUUAAUUGUAUAACACGAGCAAAGAUACAUGAUCAGAAAACCUAUGCCUGUUAAGAUAUGUUCACUUUAAUAAAAAAAACAUAGGUUACAAGUUUAGUAACAAAAUGGUUUAAUAAAUCACUAGUAAAAUCCAAAAUAACACAGUAAACAUAUGUCUUGCAGUUGGGUGUAAAAAGGUUUGGUUUUGAUUGUGUUUUGUCUCUUACUCACCCAGUUGCUAUUUUUGGUUAGGUUUUGUCAUUUCAUGAAAUGUAUGCUUAAAUAGCACUAAUGGACUCUGUUUAGAGAUAAGGAAAUCUGCCUUUCUUGGGCUAACAUAGUUACAUUGCUCUUUUUCUGAUAUCAUUUCACAAGCAUGUUAUCCUAAUGCUGUAGUGUUCUCCCUAAUUUAAUUAGAGGCCACCCUAAAUGAAAUUCUAAAACAGUGUUUGACUUGCCCUUUUUUCAGUGCCAAGACUCACCUUGUACCACCUCCCACUCCAGUGACGUCUCACAGACAGACUCUUCUUUGUCUUCUUGUCCAAUCUCAUGCUUCUUAUAGAGAAGCAGUGGUGAUGAGAAGUGAAUGUGGGGCAACUGUCAUUCGACAUCCUCAUGCAAUGCGUAAAGAUAUUGAAUGUUACAUAAGCACGCCUGACUCAAAGCACCUCUACUGGCUGUCCAGAAGACAGUGGUCCUUUAAACUUUCCAAAAAUAAAACCUAAAAUACAUGCAACACUGUUAAUUAAAAUGUAGCAAUAUUAGGUGCACUCACCUUUGCAGAACUGUAAUCGUUACUAGUUAAUGUAGAAGACUCCGUACCUCAGCUCAAUCAGUUAGUGAUACUUUAAAAUAAUCUAAUCGUGGGAAAAAUCCAUAUAUAGUGCAGACUAGACUUGUGAUCAAAACACUUUCAGGUGCUUUGAAUGAAUUAAAUACCUGUUAAUUCAGGAUUGCCUCACACGUUUGCCCAUAGAUUAACAGGCAUUUGAUUAAUUCAACACGCCUGAAAAGGAUUUGUGUACAAGGCUAGUGCAGACUGCUAAAAUUAACAAAUACUGCUUAAAGCGCUACGGAAUCUGUUGGUGCUAUAUAAAUGGCAAUAAUAAUGUCAGGGAAAUAUAAGGAUUACAGAGAGCAGCGAAACCGAAGACAAGAUAUAACGCCGUACUAGGAAAACACAAAGAAACACUAUAAAUGCACUAUAAUGUCAGACAAGCCAUGAAUGGGCAUCAUACCAGUGGAGUAGUAGGUUUAUAUAGUUGGACUCGGUGGUGUCAUUUCUAUGUACCCCAAAACAUAUGAGUGCUGCAAAAUUGUGAGCCAAUUGACUCGCUGUUGCCUUCAGAAUGGCGCACGUAUGAGGUAUAACAAAAGGGUUUUAAGGCGCAGCAUUCUGUGUCAAAGUUUGCUCGAAUUGAAGGACUGAAGGAAGGGUUUUUAAAAUAAGGGUGCAGGAAUGAAAUGGCAGAUGUUCACGCUAGUGCUGCAGUUUUUAGUAGGUAAUGUUACAUUUUAUUAUUUAUUGUCAAUUAAUGUUCUCGUAUUUAUAUACUCCUAUACAUUAUAUUAUACCUCCUUCAGUCUGCACAACCAGACCCUGUGGAGCUUCAGAGACAGCAAGAAUCCCAUCGACGAGCUUUGGCAAAGAAACGAGCCAAGGAAUUGCUGAGAGCCAGAUCACCAGAGCCUGUAGAGGGCCGCAAGCACGUUGAUGUACAAACUGGUAUGAGGCAAGAUGGGGACACUAUGCUUAUUGUUUAUGUAUUUAUUUUCAGUUUCAGCUUAUUUUUAUUAACAAAUGCAUAUUGAAUACAUAUUCACAAAGCUGGGUGCUAGAUUCUGUUAAAACUAUUAUGUAAUAAUUGAUGAGACGAAAUCAACACUCACACGAAAAUUCAGAUUUUAUAUCUUAGACGACUAUUUCAAACACAUUAUUUUUAAAUGGAAAAAAGAUGGAAAUGUGAUCACCACUCAUGAUCAUAUUGUGAUAAACCAUCAUACGCCUUAUUGUCCUCUGCAUGAAAGAAGAACCCAGAACAAAUAGUGGUAGAAGAUACAGUUAUGAUAAAAUUGCAGUGUUAAUAAAGCAGAUUAGCUUGUUUUUAACCAUGUACAGGACUUAUGUUUACUGCGAGAUAAGUAAGCAGUAUGUUUCUUUAUAUGCUGUUAGUAGUUUUUUGACUUUCUAUACUUCUAGAAAUAUUUCUACUGAAGAGAUGAAUUGAAUGACAGCACAGUGUAAAUUUUUAUUCCAUCUUAUCUUUGUUGUAAUCCUUCCCAGAGUUAUACUUAGAAGAACUCAGUGAUCGGAUUGAGGAAAAGGACAUGGAAUGCCAAACAGAUGCCUUUUUGGACAGACCUCCCACACCUCUCUUCAUACCUGCAAAAACUGGUGCUGAUGUUGCUACCCAGAUUCUGGAAGGAGAAGUAAUGUAUCUCUAAAUAGAAAAUAUACUUCUAUUUCUUAUAAUAUGCCUUAAGGCUUCAAAAGCUUUCAGUUUAACAACACACGAGCAUACACCUAAAUGCCACCCAGGUCAUAACAAAUUAACAUUGUGAACAUUUUAUGCUGGAGUGAAUUAGUGAAUUGUUAAAAGGACACCCUAAAUAGUAUAACUAUUGUAGUUUAAUUGCCAAAAGAGAAUUGCCGCAUUAAUCUUGAGAGGGAUGUAACAAAAAUCCAGGGUCUACCUCCCCCUCUUUGACUGCAUUGAUCAUACGUAAUUUACAGUUCCUAUUUCACAGCAGCCCUUCUUUCAGGAAGGUAUCCACCUCUGCCUGCAACGUGAUUUCUAAUGCCGUUACAAAGGUACAGCUCUCAGUCCUAGAUUUUUCCCAGGGCCAGAGGGAUCAUGCAGCCAGCCAAUCGGUAUGACAGCUCUGUGGCUGGGAACCCUAAAAAUCUACACAGGACAUAGUUCCAGAAGGAACUAACAUACUUUAUUUUAGUAGCCCAUAUGUCCAUUACAUAAAGCUUGCUGUGACAAACUUAAUAAAAUACAAAUAGCCAAAACAUGUUAGAAAACAUAAAGGAAAUUAUAAUACCAUAACAACAUAUUUACAAAGGGGUGGGGAAGACAAUAUUUAAAACAAAUUAUCUCUGAUGCCUGCAGAAUUAGCAAUAUGCAAAUCUACUGGAAUAUCCAAAUUACCAAGUCUAGCUAUUCAGGUAGUGCACACAACAGUUGCUACUAACAGAUGGCACUAUACAAACUCCACAGUCAAAUCCACCUAGUUGGUAGCAAGCAUCAGCAGAACAGGAGACAACAUUUAACAAUAAACACAUACAUUAUCAACACCCUGCACCCACAAUGGGUACAGAGUGACUUAGACAUAGGAAUAGUCCAGGGUCCUACAUAAAGUGUUUGUCUGAAACUCCUGGUGAUGGUGACUACCGUCACACACAAUAACCUCAAUAUCUCAGCUCAGGAUGGUCCUUACUCCUUGGACCAAAAAUGAUCUCUAGAGCACAUUACAUUACAAUGUACAUUUACAUUUUACACAUUCGUGUUCCUUACACUUGGAACUUAAGUACUAAUAUUAUACUCAAGAUCUGUGAAAGUUCAACUUUUUGGCUCAACUUAUAAUGGGAAGGGUUUGAGUCUCAGUCAGGGACGUAUUAGCCGCGAGGCAAACAAGGCAUUUGCCCUGGGCGGCAUUUUUCAGGGGGCGGCAAAAAACGCCGCCCCCAAAUGCCCAGGGCAAAUGCCUAGUUAGCCUUGCGGCUAACUGACAUACCGGAUGCUGGGCGGCGCUGGCCGGUGGUCGGGCGGGCGGCUGACGAGGGAGCUCUUCCUCUGAGCUGACUGCUCAGCUUCCUCACGUGCCGAGGCUGGGAGCCGGAAUAUGACGUCUUCUUCCGGCUCCCAGCCUCACUCUGCGGCGCGCGAGGGAGCUGAGCAGUCAGCUCAGAGGAAGAGCUCCCUCGCCAGACGCCCGCCCAGCAGCCCGACCGGCAGCCACUGGACCACCAGGGAGAAAGAGACCUUCCCCAGCUUUCCCAAAGGGGGGGUUAAAUAAAAAAAAAAAAAAAAAGUGUUAAUGUGAGUGAUUGUGUUUGGGUCUGACUGUGUCUGACUGUGUGUCUAACUGUGUGUGUUUGUCUGUCUGACUGUGUGUGUUUGUGUCUGUCUGACUGUGUGUGUGUUUAUCUAACUGUGUGUGUGUGUCUGACUGUGUGUGUGUGUGUGUGUAUUUAGAAGGUUGGGUGGGGGUGGCGCGGGGGAAGGAGGUGCCUGAGUUUUGUCCUGCCUAGGGCAGCACAAAACCAGGAUACACCACUGGUCUCAGUCCUAAUGUUUUGUUAAUGGGUACCAAAGUAAGUAUAGUGUGCAUGAAUAACAAGGUUUGAGACUUCUUCUAUUUUAUUUUUAUGUGGGUGAGUGCAGUUUUUUUUUUAACACAUCCCCUCACUUUUGGUUGUAUAUCUCUGGUUGGGGAACAGAUAGGAGCCUGAAACUUUCUUUGAGUUUUGAAUUUGAGAUUCCACAGGUGACCCAGCUGGUGAAAAGCUUACUUUAUUCAUGCAAUUUCAAAAAUGAACAGACUUAAAAUAAGAAAAACCAUUAAUAAAAAUGAACAGUAUUUUACAGAUAUGUUUGAUUGACAUACAACAGUGUAUGCUUGUCAAUGAGGUCUGAAAUCUUACUACAUUUGAUAUUGGUAUAUUUGAUAUUUAGAUAAAAGUUUUUAGUUUUAAGUAACCUAAAUUCAUUGUAUGUGAAGUUUAAAAAUUAAUUUUAAAGUUUUGUGAGCUGAGCCAGCCAAAUGCUGUGUGCAGCCAGAAGCAUUAGGAACACACUGUCUGUGUCUGCACACAACAUCAGAACUUUUAGUCUGUAAAAUAAACUACUAAGACUACAUGUUAGGCAAGCAUUACCAGUGUCCAGGUAUAGAGACCUUACUGCAUAUUCUUGUAGAGUCCAACGAAGAUGACACUUCCCGAUAAACUCACCUUUAAGCAGUGGGUUGUGACUGAUGGAGUAGAUAUGACCACUUGUUGUCCUAUCUAUGGAUGAAUUCUGGCUGAGAAACUCAUUAUGUUAAAGAUAUGCCAUUUCAUUCCUAAUGCUCCGUCUCAGUCCCUUAAAGGAACACUAGUGUCAGGAAAACAAACGUGUAUUCUUAACACUAUAGGUGUGAAAGCACAUUUUAGGCCUCGGCCCAUUCUUGACCCACGUUAAAAGGUGAUUUUACUCCCCUUUCCCCAGCGCUGUGUGGAUCUCACUUUACUCCUUUUGUUUAAUAUUUCAACAAAGGGGAAGGAAUUAAGAGCCACAGUGUUUGCAUCACAAGUGUUCAUCUAGAACAAAAUACAAUAGCUGUUCACACAUUGCAAAAUAAGCCAUUGGAAAACAUAAUUGAAACUCUCCCCGUAAAAUCAAUUUAUUUAUUUUAAUUUUUUUCGGUGGACCUGCAAGUCAAUAUAAAACAUAAAGAAUGUUGCCUAUUUGUGCAAUCAUGAGAAGGACUUUGGUAUAAAGGCCGAAUGGAAAUCCUUUGCAAUGCCCCAGGGCAAAAAUGCAUAUGUUGGGGUUGGUGGAACGACUAAGCGGGAAACAGCAAUAGCCAGUUUGCAGAGGACAACUGAGGAUCAAAUCCUCACCCCUAAAGAUGUGUUCCUUUUGUUUUGUUUUUUAACAAGAAGAUUUAAGGGGGUUGCAUGCAUUUCUGUAAAAAGUGAGGAAGUAUCUGACCUUCAUGAACUGAAACUGUAGGACAGGCUCUGUAAGUGUGAAGAAUUCUAGGUACAAGAAAUUUCAUAGUUUUGAGUCGUUAUCCGAUGCUUCUUUACAUUUGCAUCACAAGAGUUUAAAGAACAUGGAGUGGGGUUGGCGUGGUUUCACGAUGGAGCUGCAUUUACAUGCAUCCAUAAGUUCCAUUUUCCAUAGCAGAGAACAGUAAGCACAAUUCUAUCAAACCUCGGUUCUUGUACCUGACUUACUGGCUGAUAGUACCAGAUGUCCUAGAGGACUCAAGCAAAACUGCCUUAUUUCUGAACCAAACAUCUGCUGCCAAAAAUAUUCAGCAAUGCAGAGCAGGCCCAAGAUAGUGCCUCACCAGACCUGGGAGAAUACUCAGAGCCUUCUUCUCCAAGCUCCCUGAUAGAUGCCCAGCCAGUCACUAAUAUAGAAACAAAAGCUUUUAGUUGAAUUAUCAGCCACACUACCACCAUAACGCUCCAAACCAAUCCUUGCGCUGAGUAAUGGAAAAUAAAUACAUGAUCAAAGCCAGUGAACAAGUCACAGAAGAUGGAUGAAUUUGCAUUGGAACACAGUUGUCUUGCUCUGUUUGCUAGACCGGGCAGUAUAGAGGCAAUGAUCAAAACGCCAGGUGACAUCUCUGGCAUUACUCCCUAUACAGGUCCAGAUUAUACUUCCUAUUUUACUAUGGAUCUUUCCACUAUAAGACCACCAUGGCUCUGUAGACGCUCUUCCACUGAUGGGAGCAUUAAGUAGUGACUGCUCCACCUGCUAGACUGGAGGAGUGAAAUGCUGCUGAGAACACUCCGAGCCUUCAUCUCCAAGCUCCCUGAUGUAUGCCCAGCCAGUCACUAACAUAGAAACAAAAGCUCUUUAAGUUGAAUUAUCAGCCACACUCACUACCACCAUAACACUCAAAACCAAUCCUUGCGCUGAAAGACUGGAAAAUAAAUACAUGAUCAAAGCCAGUGAAUAGGUCACAGAAGAUGGACGAAUUUACAUUGGAACACCGUUGUCUUGCACUAUUUGCUAGACUGGGCAGUAUAGAGGCAAUGAUCAAAACGCCAGUUGACGUCUCUGGCAUUACUCCCUAUACAGGUCCAGAUUGGACUUCCUAUUCUACUAUGGAUCUUUCCACUAUAAGACCACCAUGGCUCUGUAGAUGCUCUUCCACUGAUGGGAUCAUUAAGUACUGACUGCUCCUCUGGGUUUCCUGAGAUGUGGUGGCAGAUAUUUAUAUAAGUGCUUUGCCUCUUGGACUGUCCUGGUGCAUUGCAGCGUGCCACCGUAGCUGCUUUCCAUGGUGCUGUUCUGUUAUGUUUGUGUGGGGGGGGGGAUACCUUUCAUAUAAGUGCCUACAAAUCCAUAAAUGCAUGUGCCUUGCCGCGUGCCUGUACCAAAGAUCUAAGAAGGCACUAGCUUACACCAGGCACUAGCUUCCUAAUGACUUAACUGGGUUAGUGGUUCUAGGACCUCUUUCUUGUUUUCCCUUCUUUUCUCCCACUACCACUCACUUUACCUGGACUGCCAUACCCCUAAUAUUUAGAGAUCCCCAUGGAUUGGUUGCCGUCUGUCUUGGGUUUGGGGAGUAGCUGGACUCUCUCCCAUCCUGAUGCAAGAGGUGCCUCUACUUUGUUAGUUUUCCUACUUCUACCAUUCUCUUUCUCUCUCCUCCUUUCCUAUAGCCUAUACAGUUAUCUUUCUCUCCUACACAUCCCCUUCUUUUUGUUCUAUCCUCCCCUAAUAAAUUACAGCCAUGGCUCCUCCCCUGAAGACUCUCACAUUCUAUAGGAUUAUUGCACAGGGUCUUAACUCCCCUAACAAAUGGCCAAGAGCUCUGUGUGAACUCAGAGCCCUGCAUGCAUGUGGUGUUUUAUCAGGAGAUACACUUUCAUUAGAUAUUACCCAACCAGAAUUUUCGCCAACAACCCAGAGGCUACAACUAAGUGAGUUGCAAUCUCAUUUUCUUCAGACACCCCCUUUCAGGUAGCGCAUGAGACCCAGAGGGAAGAUACCUUUUUGUUUAUAGGGAAGAUUCUAAAGACCUAUAGGUUUGCUAAUAUUUACCUCCCAAGUAGUGGGCAAGACUUCUAGAGUAUUUCAGUAAGGGCAUCACACUAGCAGGCAUCUGAACGUACAACUUGACCCAAGGCCUGACACUUUCUCGGAUGUAUCGCAUAUAUCUGGCUAGGCAUUUCGUGGACUCCUAUACCCCCUCUGUCUCAGCAAUGUACGAAUGAUAGACGUAGCACUAUAGAGGACUUUAACAUAAGUCGACUCUGCUCUCUGUUGACAUGUUUUCACUUCCACUAACUCUCCCGCUUUUUAGCUCGUUUACCUGUCCUACCGACAUUGCUCCGAUCCCCAACCAACUUUAAGUCAUUGUGUCUGCAGACCUCUCUCCCUGCACAUGAUCUCUCUUCUAUACGCAGGCCUGAUCUCGCCCUCCCAAGACGCCCCUUUUUGGUAUAGAACACCAGAGAGAAUGGCUAGAUAUACAUGGGACUAGGAUGCCGAGUGCUGGCAGAGGGGGCUUGGCACAUUGUUUCACUUAUUGUGGGACUGACAAACACACCCAGGUACACAGGUAGCAACAGGUACACAUCAUUCUUGCUACUCUUACAGGUCACCCCAUUUCUCUAACACCUGAACUGUAUUUGCUCCAUAAUCCCCAGAUACCCAUUAGAUCUUACUGCAGGUCAGUACUCCUGUUCUUGGUAAAUUCCGCCCACAAUCUCAUACCAGAGAUUGGAUUGCCAGAGUGGAAGACAUUUAAUCUAUAGAACUAUGCCAGAGGCACUUUGCAGCGAUACAACGCUGUGUGGUUCCACUGGAUGCAAUGGCUGUCCUCAUGGGUGAGCUAGGUAUGUGCAGAUGUCUAAGAGUUAAUUAGCUGUUCUUCAUUCCCCAUGGGUGCUCAUUGGCAAGUGGUUAGCUUCCUGCCCACACCUCCCGCCCCCCCCCUUUUUUUUUUUUCCCCCUCUUGCCCGUUCUCACCCUCCUAACCCCUUUUUUCCUUCUCUCUUGUCGCACCUUUCUUCCUUUUAACAUUUCUGCUUUUGUCAUUGCCUUACCUUUACCAUACAUGGGCAAUAUCUACCUCUGCAGAGCCAGCACAUCCAAAUACAGCCCUGGCCAAUCAGCAUCUCCUCAUAGAGACGCAGUGAAUCAAUGCAUCUCUCUGAGGAAAGUUCAGUGACUCCAUGCAGAGGGUGCAGCACUGCCCCCAGGAAGCACCUCUAGUAGCCAUUUGAGGAGUGGCCACUGGAGGUAUCCCUAGGCUGUAAUGUAAACACUGUUUUGUUUUUUUUCUCUAAAAAUACAGUGUUUACUUCAAAAAGCCAUAAUACAAUAAGUUGUAGUUUUUUCUGGAGACUGUAGUGUCCCUUUAGGAUAUUGGACUUAACUACACUGUAUAUUCUGUGUGCUAUUUUGAUGUUGUGUAAUUAUGCAUGAAUACUGCUGCUUCUAUAAAGCUUUUGAGAAAACAAAAAUGCUACCACUGAGGAUAAAUUUUUAGUGAAAAAUUGAGAUUUCUAUCUAGUCUUCCACCAGAGAUGAUCAACCAAAAAGUGAGGAGAACUGUAAAAAGACAGUCAUCCAUAUACAAGAAAAAAAGAAAAGAGGAGUCUCAGACCUGAAAUGUUCGGCUGUACACUACCAUACUUAGAUACCCAUUAAAAAAUUAAGACUGAGAUUCAAACACUUGUAUUAAGAACCUCCACCAUGUGCCUUAAAAUAAAAAAUAAAAGCUUUACUCACCUUUUUCCAGCACCUGGCUAGUGACCCCAUGCCAUGGAGGAAGCAUGGUAAACUACUGAUGUUUCCAUAAAUAUCUGUAUUACCUGCAUAACCUGUAUAACACUGUCUAAAAUUUGCUAUGCGCAAUGACACAAAGAUGGCAACAUUAAACCAAGUACUGUAAAAUAAAAAAUAAAAACCUGAUGGGUUUUGUAAUUCCAAUACAUAGAGUUAAUCACUCAAAUAAAUAAUUAGGAAAAUUUUAAAUGGUAAAGCAACCUAAAUUAACAAUUGUUUUACUCCCCACAUCCACACCCUAACUAUCCCACUUCAUCCCCAGACUAAAAUCAUUGGCUUUUUUUGUUUACAGAAUUCUAAGCUGGCUUGUCUGUGCUUCUGUUUACAGCUUUUUGACUUUGACCUUGAGGUAAAGCCAAUGCUGGAGGUUUUGAUUGGGAAGACAAUUGAGCAGGCUCUCCUGGAAGUAAUGGAAGAAGAGGAACUGGCAACGCUGAGAGAGCAACAAUGUGCCUUUGAAGAGCUUCGUAACGCUGAGCUUGCUGAGGUGCAGAGGCUGGAAGAGCAAGAGAGACGGCACAGAGAGGAAAAGGUGUGAUUUGUGUAACUUACUGAUUAUUUUUUGGGGGAGGAGAGGGGAUUUUAUUCAUGUUGUUUUCACUGGAAUCUAACCAUCCCAAGAGAAGGUCUUCUCUUGCGUGCUUUCUUUCACCCAUUUUAGACCCUUCUUCCAACCUCUGACCUCUCCAGAUCCCUAUGUAUAGUAUAGAUAUUUCAGAUACCUUUGCUUACUUCAAAUUACAUUUCCAACGUCUUGUUUUGUGGUGCAUUUGCAUACUGCAAUGUGUUUGUCUUAAAUAUAGAUAAUUAGCUAAAUAGCUAUGUCUCCCACAAUUUGUUUUACAUUUUAUUUAUUUUUAAUAUUAACAGACCAUUAUAAUGACAUAUAUUUUAUAUAUGUAUUACAGUGCAUAGGUGGCUGAAAAUUAUUCUCUGGUGAGAACCACAUAUACCUAUACAGAUUCUAAGCUGUUUAUUGGAGUAAAUUAUUAGAAAUGGAUUCACCGAUAUAUUGUCUGUUCUGUACUCCUGCCUCCUUCUUUAUCUCUUCAAAGCUAUUGUUCCUUCCUUCAAGCAUCUACAUAAUCUUCCCCAGAUAUGUGAGGUCUAGAAGCUAAGAAGAAUAUGAAUAUAUAUAUAUAUAUAUAUAUAUUUUUUUAAAUUGUUUUUGUUUGGUUUUUUUUGUUUUUUUGCUACACCACCACUGGUGCCACACUUCCCUGACUUUAAAUGCACAUUUUGUUUCUGGACCAAUUUCUAUGCCUUUCAUUCCUUUUUCAAUUUAUUAUAGAGGUAAUGCUUAAAAAUAUAUAAAAUGUUAAAAUAAAAUAAAAAAUACAUCAUAAAGUCAGAAAAACGUUAGCUUAAUGAAGCAGUUUUGAUGUAUAGAUUAUGACUCUAAAGUCUCACUGCUCAAUUCAUUACCAUUUAGAAGCAAAAUCAUUUUUGAUUCUGUUUAUGCAGCCAUAGCAACAUAUACACUGGCUGUGACUGACAUGGCCUGCACGAAAAAAACUUGUGUAUAGAAGAGUUAAGGAAGGCUGUGUAAGUCACAUGCAAGGAGGUGUGACUAAGGCUGUAUAAACAAAGUGCUUGAACUCCUAAAUGGCAGAUAUCUGAGCAGUGAGACUAUAGGGGCAUGAUCUAUACACCAAAACUGCUUCAUUAAGGCAACGUUACUUUGGUGAUUAUAGUGUCCCUAAAAUGUGUAACUUACCAGCAGAUUACUGUUAUCCUCUGUCGUUUCACAUUCAGUUAGUGAGUGGUUGAACUAUCUUGGGCAAUUUAUGGCCUCCAGUUGAAAUCCGCACCACCCAUAAUGCCAACAGGCAGUUGGUCCCCCAAGGAAUGUAUUGCACGAAGGAGGCUUUUGUGUCAUCUCUUUUCUUAUCACAGUCUCUGUUCCAAAUUAAAAUUUAUUUUAUGGGAGUUACGUUUAUUUUUCUCUGUUUUACUGACAAAUUGAAUACUUAUUCCAAAAUUAUGUACGUUUUUACUACCACUAUAUUUACUGCAUUUAAUGCCCCUUUAAUUCUCAUUUUAUAUUGCUUUUUCUUGGAUUUCUUAUCUUUAUUUUCCUGUUGUCCUACCAUGUAUCUUCAUGUGUUUCUGUGCCUGUCCUGUAUCCUCUUCUCCUUCUAGCACUUUCUCCAAUCAAUAACUUGUUCAUUGUUCACCUCUCUCCUAGUAAGCACCACAGUUUCCAGCUCUUUACACUCCAUUCCAGUGUUUUCUCCCACACCAAUAUUUUUUCCUUCCCUUACAUAUGGUUUAUUCUUCCCACACUCACAGUGAAAGGAGAGGCACAAGGAAUGGGCACCAAUAGAUAUAGGCUAGGUUUUGGAGGGGUGUGGAGAAUGUACCUGCUGACCAUAUUGACAGGGCUGCCGAGUGGGUACACUAUAAGGGUUUGAGCCAGGUGACAGGGCCGGAGAACAGAUUUGAGUCCCAGGUCGACCAAAAAAUAUAAGGAAGUGGUGCUCUAAAUAGUUAAUCUUUGUGUAUUAGACUAUUAAUUGCACAAAAAAUUCUUCUAAUUUGUUACAUAUUUUUUGUACUGUUUCUAAGUAAAAUAAAGGCAUAUGCAACACAUAUAUUUUAUUUUAUUUUGUUAUUUUUCAGGAAAGGCGCAUGAAACAGCAACGUGAAAUGCUUCUCAAGGAGAAGGAAACUGCAGAGAAAGUUGCAGCCCGUGCAUUUGCACAACAGUAUCUUGCUGAUCUUGUUCCUUCUGUUUUCAGCAGCCUUAAGGAAAAUGGUUAUUUUUACGACUCUGUAGAAAGAGGUAUUUUCACUUAGAAUUAUUAUUUAUUUAAGUUAAAUUUUUACUGCAAAAUGACAUAAGAACGUUCCAUGCAAUCCUUAAAAAAGUGGUAUUUUUAUGGUAUAAGGAUGGCAUGGAACAUCCUUUGCUUUUGAAGCAAGCAGGGUUAAAUCCCUGCUUGAACCAAGGAGACCCAGUCAUUAAUCAAUAUGUGGGGAAUUAUUUAGUGGUCCCUGUCUGAUAGAUGAGCUGAAUGCAGUACUUAAAAUGAACACUGCAUGUAGCCCUUUAAAUCAAAGUGACUGACUGAUGGUGUUCAGCCGCUGUGAUGCCCCAUACAGAGGGAAACCUCCAGGAUCUCCCUGCAUGCCUCCUCCUGCCAACAACAAUCGACAAUGGGCUGUGCCUGCUCUCCAGCACUGAUAACAUGGUGAAUGGCAGGGACAACAUGCAGGAGCUGCAGCAUGAGAGGAAGAUCUACCUCUCAUGCUGCAAUCACUCACUAAAGAACCCUCCUUUACUGUGUGAGCUGGAAAAUCCCUCUGCUGAUUGUACUGAUGUCAGCAGAUGGAAUACAUCUGAGUUAGGGUUAAUUAGGCUAGGGUUAGGCUUAUAGAGGUAGGGUUAGUGUAAGUAAAGGGUUAAUGCUGGGUUAGGGUUAAUGCUCAGUUAGGAUGAGUGUAGAGAUAAGGAUAUGGUAUGUGUAUUGUUAGGGGUAGGGUUUAUUUAGGGCUAAGGUAAAAUCUAUGUUGAGGUUUAUUCCUGUAGUUGCACUUUAUUUGUAAAAAAUAUUAUAAGUAAAACUGUAAAAAAAAAGUGUCAUGUUGGACUGUUGCCUCCGCCCUUAAAGGGUAAAUGAUGAGCAGUAAUAUUUAUGAAAUCAUGUUGUGUUUAGGGGUUCAGUGCUUGUAUAAUGUGAACCAUAACUUAUAUCUGCAUGCAAUUGUCUCAUCUGUAUCUGCUGUCUGUCAAAAAGAGAAUCAACACAGAGAUAAUUUUUUUUUUUUUUUUUUUUUUACAUUGGUAACUUAUAUUUAACUGUUCAAGGUUCGCAAAGUCCUAACUAGCCAGGCCUAAAAUAACUCACCAGCUCAAAUGUCUACAAACAUUUAUAUGUUUGAAAGGCAGUGUUGUGCAUUGAUGUGUAGGAAUAACGUGUUUUAAUGUAUGUGUGGUGGGUCAGUGUGCCGUGUGAGUGCAGAGCGCAUUUCCUUUGGAAGAUUAGUGUGUAAAUGUGCAGAGUGAUAGGGGUAACAUGAUGAUAGAGCUAGCUCAUGAUGGUUCAAGGUUCAAUUAUUUUACUAUCAAAACUUUUUAAAUAAAUGUGAUGUAUUAAUUCAUUUGGAGUGUUUAAUUUUUUUAAUGUUUAAGUUCAAUCUUUUUAUAAAUAAUUAUAAUUUUUUAAUACAAGUUUAGGCCCAAACAUGUCCUUAUCAAAUUUUGUAUUGCAUAGAUGUUGAAACCGUAUUCAUGCCGUGGUUGAUGGAAGAGGUGGAGAAAAACCUUCAGAAGAAUAACUUGGGAAGAACAAUGCUUGACUGUAAGUCAUAAAAUUUAUCAAAGUGUUGUGUUCUGCAAAAAACAGAGUAUACAAACAUUGUGGAAACUAGUGUAACAGGCACGUUCCAUUGGUAACUCUUCCCCUUUUACAUAUUUGUGACACUUUUCAGAACAUGACUCUUGGCAAGUCCUAUUGAUGCACUGAAUAAAUUGUACUAAACCUUAGAAGGAGGAGGCUGUUUAAUGUACUUUCUUGGACUUCAACCCCGCAUUUUAAUUUUGUUUUGUUAUUGCCAUUUAACAUUUGAAUUGACCACUCUUAACAUAAGUGACUUCUUCCUCAAGUCGCGUUAGCCUGGCUACAAUCAGAGAAAAACUACACCAAAAUGAAGAUUAGUGUUGUAUCCAUUCUAGUAAGUUAGUCAUUUUUAGCUAGACACUUUUUUUUUUUUUUCAUGUCCAGUACUUUAAAAUUAGCUUACGAAAGUAUCCAAUUGAGAUUUAUCUUUCUAAUCAUAAUAAUAUCAUAUGAUAUAUAAUCAUAUCAUAAUUAUGACUUAUUAUAGUCAUAACUAUACGCACUGUGUAACAGUAAUUUUCUUUUAAUUUCAGUGUUAAUACGAGAAGUUGUGGAAAAGCAUAUUGAUGACUUCAGCAAAAUGGAAUCCCAAGAUAAAGCACCAUUGGACAUUGCGCCACAAGCAAGUGGUAGGUAUUAAAAGGUGGCAACAUGUGUAACAGCUAUUGUUAAAUUAUCUAUAUUUUUUCAAAUAAAAAAAUGUCAGUGGUAUUACCAUUACUUUUUUAAUUUAUUGUUGACUGUUUAGAUCUUUUACAGUGUCCUUUAAAACCUUUCCCCAGAUCUAAGAAUAAUCCUACUGUUAAAAAUGACAGUCACUAA